AUGGACAUUCCGUUGUUCGCAAGCCGCCGUUGGAAUACGAAAACGACGCCGUCGUCUCGGAAAGUAGUGUCGAUCCCGGUCCAAUUCGUCGGGUCGGGUCGGGGCGGAUCGGAGUCCGACUCUUCGGCGUUGAAGAUCCAGAAGGUGUUCCGAGGGUUUCUGGUGAGGAAGAGCGUGAAGAAGAUCGCGGCGAUCAGGAGAGAAGUCGAUGAGGUGGAGAGGCGGAUCUCGAGGGAGGAGGCGCUGGAAUCGAUGAAGAACGACCCGAAGGAGAGGCUGAGGGUGAACGAGACGCUGAUGAGCUUGCUCUUCAGGUUGGAUUCGGUGAGAGGCGUCGAUUCGGGGGUUAGGGAUUGCCGGAAGAGUGUGAUCAAGAGGGCGAUCGCGUUGCAGGAGUUUUUGGACUCCAUUGUUGCUGAUGAACAAACCCUAGGUGGUGUUGAUGAAGCUCCCGACUCCUCCGAAAUCGGUGAAAAGCAAGGUAAAGUCUCUGAGUCUGAGGUUGAGGUUUCUGGUGCUGAUUGCAAUUUGUCUGCGAAUUGUGAUGAGUAUGAGAAAAUACAAGUUGCUGAGUCUAUGAGUAAUUUGAGUGAGCCUAAAGAGACUCUAAAAUCUGCUGCUGAUUUAGUUUGUAAUUGUAAUUUGUCUGCGAAUUGUGAUGGUUUAGAGUCGGAAAAUCGUGUUGAUUUUGAUGAGUCCGAGAAGAUUCAAGUUGCUGAGUCUAUGAGUAAUUUGAGUGAGCCUAAUGAGACUCUAAAAUCUGCUGCUGAUUUAGUUGGUAAUUGCAAUUUGUCUUCGAAUAAUGAUGGUUUAGAGUCGGAAAAUCGUGUUGAUUUUGAUGAGUCUGAGAAGAUUCAAGCUGCUGAGUCUAAUGAGACUUUAAACCAGUCUGUUGAGACUCAGAGCGAGUCAGGGUCGACUGGGAAUCCAGAGAGUUUGGUUGAGGAAAAUUCGUUGAAGAAAGAGGUUGAGGAGGAGGGGACGGAGAUUGCUGAGGCUGAGAGGAAAGAAGGGAAUGAGAAAGAAGAAGAUUGCUGUUUUGGAGGGAGAGAGGAUAGCAAGAGGAGCAGGGAGCUUUUGGAGAAGAUAAUGGAGGACAAUAAGAAAAUGAUGGGUUUGAUGAUCGAACUCUUUCAGAGGAAUGAGACGCAGACGAAAUUGUUGAGCUCGCUGUCGCAGAGAGUUGGGCAGCUGGAGAAGGCUUUCAUGUGUGACAAGUUGAGAAAGAUGAAGAAGAAGGGUGCUGCUAAGACUAUAGUAGAUGGGGUGGAAAAAUCGCCUGAUGCAAAGAAGUCCGAAAAGAGAUAG
This is a messenger RNA of Quercus robur (English oak), 1308 nucleotides long. RefSeq lists its product as uncharacterized. The transcript has a single exon. Gene Ontology annotation, cellular component: plasmodesma. The record is from RefSeq and is a predicted model, not a curated record. Gene Ontology annotation, biological process: protein folding. NCBI's taxonomy places the organism in Eukaryota, Viridiplantae, Streptophyta, Magnoliopsida, Fagales, Fagaceae. Gene Ontology annotation, molecular function: protein-folding chaperone binding. Bases 1 to 1308 code for a protein of 435 amino acids.